AUGUCGGAAACGGGUUAUCGCGCUGGACGGAAAAUCCAAAAGACAAAGGAGGCAGCUGGUCUCACUCUGGUCAUUUCACCGAGUGCUCCAUGUCCCGUUGAACCCAGCGAUGCUCAACUUGCGAUCGUUGCUCCUAUUGGGCCUAGGUUUUCCUUGGUUUCGGGAAUACCUGCUUCGAGCAACCCAAAUGUGAAACGAUCUGCCGGGUCCUCUCGCGCAUCGUCGUCGAAACUAACUGCCCCGACCGCUUUGGUCAUUGGUCGGAACAAGAGAAAGAUUUCAGAGACUGGGGUUAAAACCCGGAGUGGAGCGAAGAAGCUACGGUAUUAUUGGGACUUCGAGUUCAACUCCAACUACUUAAUCACGGAGGAUGCCGCAUCUACGGCUCAUUUAUUCAGACACUUUAGGAAGCCGGGGUGUAGGCUUCCACCGUUUAACAGGCUAGCUCAAGAAGAUAACGAGAAUUAUCACUGCUUUGCGUCAUGCGCUGGGCAGCUUAUCGCCGCCUACAAUCGGACUAUUGACUCAUACGAACGUCGCCUCCAGAGUGUUCCUCCUCCAGUUGAUCCUUCAGAGACAAACGCCGCUACCACUGCCCUUAACGCUGAGCUUGAGAAUUUGCGUGCUGCAGCAACAGAGAGUGCUGAAGCCGUAAAGCUUUUUGAGGAGCGUCUCACUAAGGUUAGGGCCUUAGAGUUUAAGUUGCGAGAAGAUGAGAUUUCUCGAGACGAUUAUAAGGGGAAACUUUCUGUUGCUAGCAAUGUUUUGAUCGAACUAACCAAUGACAAAGAGUCGUUGAAGUCUGAACUUGGCGAAAUCGAAGCCAAGUACAAAUUGCUUGUUGAUAGCCGUGAGUUUGACGUGACGAACUCUGCUCGCGACGCAAGAACAAAAUUGCCUCGACAUGCAAAGAUAUACUUAGCCAAGUGA
This is a messenger RNA of Arabis nemorensis, 930 nucleotides long. NCBI's taxonomy places the organism in Eukaryota, Viridiplantae, Streptophyta, Magnoliopsida, Brassicales, Brassicaceae. The record is from the annotation of a GenBank genome assembly.